AACAUGGAACAAAUCAUGGGGCAAAUCAUCAAAUCCAGUGUAAAUGUAAAGUGGGGCAAAACAUCCAAUCCCCCGCCCACUCCUCGCUCGAAAUCCCGUCCAGAUUCGUUCGGAGAUGGCGCGAGAGGGAGUAGGGGCAGCCAUGGCGCCCGCAGCGGCGGAAGUGAGGUACGGGAUAGUUGGGGUCGGGAUGAUGGGGAGGGAGCACCUCCACAACCUCGCCCACCUCGCCGGAGAAGUCGAGCGGGAGCAGUCCGUCCGCGUCUGCGUCACCUGCCUCGCCGACCCCCACCCGGAGUCCCUCCUCCUUGGCCUCCGCCUCGCUGCGGAGCUUGGCCUGCCACCUCCCCAGGUCAUCGCGAGUUGCUGGACAGCGGGCUCUGUGACGCCGUUGUUGUGUCAUCGCCAAACAUGACACACUCUGAGAUACUCAUGGACAUCAUUGGUUAUGCCAAGCCGCACCACGUUCUUGUUGAGAAGCCUCUGUGCACCACGGUACAGGACUGCAAGAAGGUCAUAGAGGCUGCCAAACAGAGACCGGACAUACUCAUGCAAGUCGGAUUAGAAUACCGGUAUAUGCCGCCGGUCGCUAAGCUGAUAGAUAUUGUUAAAAGUGGCACACUAGGGCAGGUCAGAAUGGUGGCUAUCCGUGAACACCGGUUUCCUUUCCUUGUUAAGGUGAACAACUGGAAUAGGUUUAAUUGCAACAGUGGGGGGACUCUGGUUGAGAAGUGCUGCCACUUUUUUGAUUUGAUAAGAUUGUUUGCAGAUGCGAACCCUGUUCGUGUGAUGGCUUCUGGAGCUAUUGAUGUUAACCAUAAGGAUGAGGUUUAUGAUGGAAAGGUACCAGAUAUAAUUGAUAAUGCAUAUGUGAUCAUAGAAUUCGAUAAUGGCUGUCGUGGCAUGCUUGAUCUCUGCAUGUUUGCUGAAGGCAGUAAAAAUGAGCAGGAAAUUUCUGUUGUUGGUGACACUGGAAAGGGCGAGGCUUUUGUUCCAGAGGGCGUUGUGAGGGUUGGAAAGCGAGCAGGAGGCAGAGAUGGAGUUGUAACGUUAAAGGCCGAAGAUGAACGAAUCAAGUACCAGGGGCUUCACCAUGGAUCUAGCUACUUGGAGCACCUGAAUUUCCUGUCUGCCAUCAGGGCACAAGGUGCAUGUAGCCCAGCUAUCAGUUUGGAUGACGGCUUACUAUCUGUUGCAAUUGGUGUGGCUGGCCAAUUGUCGAUCGAGAAAGGCCGUUUCGUCACCAUUGAGGAGGUGCUAUCAAGCUGAUAAUCAGCGAUUUAUCGAUGCACUACAGAUUUCGUAUCAGUUGUAUACUCCCUCCGUUCCUAAAUAUAAGUCUUUUUAGAGAUUCCACUAUAGUCUACAUACGGAGCAAAAUGAGUGAAUCUACACUUUAAAAUAUGUCUACAUACAUCCGUAUAUAGUUUGUAGUGAAAUAUCUAAAAAGACUUACAUUUAGGAACGGAGGGAGUACAUCUGUAAUAGCAUAAGCUGAUUUUCUUCAACUUGCAUGCACUGGGUAAUUGCCUGUCUUGCGCAGUAAGCUACUCCCUCCGUCUGGAAAUACUUGUCUUAGAAAUGGAUAAAAUGGAUGUAUCUAUAACUAAAAUAAGUCUACAUACAACCAUUUCGAGGACAAGUAUUCCCAGACGGAGGGAGUAUUAAGGAAUGUUUAUAUUUCCUUUUUUGUUCUUUCUAAGAGCAAGUGAUCCACAAACUGGCAACGAUGAUCAUGUAUGUAUGUAUAGAUAUAUUCCAAAUAUCAAAUGAUUUCAGUUAUC
This is a messenger RNA of Triticum dicoccoides, 1784 nucleotides long. RefSeq names its product inositol 2-dehydrogenase 2-like. The record is from RefSeq and is a predicted model, not a curated record. The transcript is spliced from 7 exons. Gene Ontology annotation, molecular function: nucleotide binding. NCBI's taxonomy places the organism in Eukaryota, Viridiplantae, Streptophyta, Magnoliopsida, Poales, Poaceae. The coding region runs from base 4 to 1269 and encodes 421 amino acids.